AUGUUAGGGUCAUUAUACAAGUUAGCUAAAACAUUGGCUCAAUUUGGAUUGGGGAUAGCAGCAUUAGCAUUAUCAGCUUUAUAUUUUUAUCAAAAUACUAUAAUUUAUCCUGCACUGGUGAAUGAUGGUCAUGGAUAUUGUGCAACCCCAGAUGAGUACGAUAUACCGUACGAAUUAGUUCAAUUAAAGACUCCAGAUGGAGAAACCUUACAAUGUUAUUCGAUGAAACAAGACUCAAAAGAUCCAUCAUAUACAAACAAGACUAUUUUGAUACUAUCACCUAAUGCAGGAAAUAUUGGGCAUGGUUUACCAAUUGCAUCAAUUUUUUAUAAACAAUUUGGAUAUAAUGUUUUUAUUUAUAGUUAUAGAGGAUAUGGUAAAUCUACUGGAUCACCGAAUGAAAUUGGAUUAAAAAAAGAUGCAGAUACAGUUAUGGAUCAUUUAACAUCCGAUUCUCAAUAUCAACAAUCAUCAAUUAUAUUAUAUGGUAGAUCAUUAGGUGGAGCAGUUUCAAUAUAUAUUGCAGCUACAAAAUCUUCAUCAAUUCAUGCAAUAAUAUUAGAGAAUACAUUUUUAUCAAUACGUAAGACAAUACCUCAUAUUUUCCCAAUUUUGAAAUAUGCAGCUGGAUUUGUACAUCAAAAAUGGGAAUCAGAACUAUUAGUUAUAAAUAUUCCUUCAUCAAUACCAGUUUUACUUUUAAGUGCUAGAAAAGAUGAAAUUGUACCGCCAAGUCAUAUGGACGAAAUUUAUAAUUUAUUACAAAGUGAUUAUAAACAAAUGUAUAAGUUUGAAAAUAGUUCACAUAAUGAUACAGUUUUACAAGCAACAUAUUGGGAUAAAAUUCAUCAAUUCAUUAGAGAUAAAGUUAAUCCAGUAGGUUUGUAG
Lodderomyces pseudojiufengensis is the source of this 888-nucleotide messenger RNA. RefSeq lists its product as uncharacterized. Gene Ontology annotation, cellular component: membrane. The transcript has a single exon. The record is from RefSeq and is a predicted model, not a curated record. Bases 1 to 888 code for a protein of 295 amino acids. Lineage: Eukaryota; Fungi; Ascomycota; Pichiomycetes; Serinales; Debaryomycetaceae. Gene Ontology annotation, molecular function: palmitoyl-(protein) hydrolase activity.